AUGAUAAGAACCGCUUCCAAAUCGCAGAUCCUGAGGAGAUCCAUUGCCACGCAGGCGGCCCCAAAACCCCAAAUCACGAAACUGUCCAAUGGUACCGUGGUAGCCACCGAAAGUAAUCCAGCUUCUGCCACCUCGAGUGUCGGUGUUGUUUUCGGCAGUGGUUCUGCUGCUGAAAACCCUUACAAUAACGGUGUAUCCAAUUUGCUAGGUCACGUGUUCCGUACUGAAAACGGUGCUCAAACGGCACAGCAGGGUUUCCUGUUGUCCUCGCAAGUGGGACGUGAUUUCCAGUCUUAUGUGGCUACCUCGCGUGGUUCUUCACCUUCUAGCGUGUUGGAAUUGUUGCAAAAAAAAUUGUCUACUGGGAUUUCCGAUGCUUCUUUCGCUGCUUCCAAGGACCAAGUUUUGAAAGAAGUGGACGCCUUUGAGACUCAAGACCAUGCCGGCAAAGUCCUAGAGCAUUUGCACUCGACCGCUUUCCAAAACACUCCGCUAAGUUUGCCCGUCAGAGGUACUCGCGAAGCGAUUGAGACUUUGGAGAAGGCUGACUUGGAAUCCUUUGCCAAGAACCACUUUCUGGCCUCUAACGCCGUAAUUGUGGGGUCCGGUAACGUUUCUCACGAUGAGCUUGUCAAGGCUGUCGAAUCUCAGGUUUCCUUGGCCUCUGGUGAAAAGCCAAUUUUAAAGAAGCAAUCCUCCUUUUUGGGAUCUGAGGUUAGACUGAGAGACGACACUCUGCCCGCCGCUUGGAUCUCCAUCGCUGCUGAAGGUGAGCCCGUCUCUUCUCCAAACUACUAUGUUGCUCAAGUGGCCGCUGAAAUUUUCGGCUCAUUUGUCGCCAGCGAACCAGCUUCUCGUUUGCAAGGUAUCAAACUCUUGGACACCAUUCAAGAAUAUCACGAUUGUGACUCUUACGAUCAUUUCUCUUUGUCUUACAAGGACUCUGGUCUGUGGGGUUUCUCCACGGUCAUUUCCAACUUCCACGCAAUCGACGACAUGGUUCAUUUCACUUUGAAACAGUGGAACAGAUUGACCGUCUCCAUCACUCCUCGCGAAGUGGCUCGUGGUAAGGCACUACUAAAAUUGAAAUUGGCCUCCGCUGCUAAGGACAACGCUAGCAUCGCCACCAACUUAGGUGCUCAAACCUUGGCUCUUGGUUCCAAGCCAGCUCUUGCUGACGUUUUCGCUAAAAUUGAUGCUAUUGAGGUGAGCGAUGUCAAGAAAUGGGCCUCUGACAGAUUGUGGGAUCAAGACAUUGCCAUCGCUGCUACCGGACAAAUCGAGGGUUUGUUGGACUACAUGAGAAUCAGAGCCGAUAUGAGCAUGAUGAGAUGGUGA
Messenger RNA from Lachancea mirantina, 1338 nucleotides. Lineage: Eukaryota; Fungi; Ascomycota; Saccharomycetes; Saccharomycetales; Saccharomycetaceae. The record is from the annotation of a GenBank genome assembly.